UUAAGCCGCCUCCGCUACGCGCAAGGACGCCGCCGCCGCUCAGCAGAGAGCAGACCGCACUCCGCCCCCUCCCAAAUUCCCACUCCCACCUCUGGUUCUCCUCCGCAGCUCGGAUCAUCUGCUAUAAUGGCGUCUGCUGCUGGAGACGCAUCCCGAUUCGUCGGUAAUCCGCAGCUAGAUCGCCCCACUUCGUUCCAAUCCGUCCUGUCUUUUCUUCUCGUUCCGCCCAUGUUUGGCAUUGCGUGUUUUCCGGACAGAGCCGUGUUAUUUAGACGCUUAGAUAUUUCUAGGCUUUCGUACGUGUUCGCACUCGCACGGCUUCCUUGACAAAACCCUAAACCCUCCGCCGCGCUGCAGCUCCGACGUGCGCCUUAGGUUCUAGAACAAGGCGAGUAGCACGCCUUUACCUCCCCGGCUCGCCUUACUACCUAAGCGUCUCCUAGGCGACGCUUGAAUACUAUGUAUAUACUUUGUUUCAAUAGUUAACCUGGUAGUUUGGAUUUUUUUUUAAAUUCUAGCUAACAAUUUGUUUAAUACAUAUGCUGAACUCUUGUUAAGGUGCCAUUAAACUGGAAGGAUUAGAGACGGCAAAAGCUAGUGGUGCAUGCCAGCUUGUUGUGAAGUAUCUGAAAGAAUAAUUUGUUGGUGAAUAUACAUACCCCUGCUUGCGUGCUGGUGCAAUUUAUGAAAGAAAGUAUUUGCUGGGGACUUCAAUGGCUAGGCCUGUUAUUGCUAAGGCAAUGGUUGAUGUUGCCAAGGAAGUUGAUGCAGAUUGUUGCUUGUGGAUGCACCGAGAAAGGCAAUGAUCAGGUAUCAGAAGAUUGGCAUCGUCGCAGGUGUUCCUGUUUGCAUCAACGGAUAAGACGUGUCGCCCACAUCCGUCUCCUCGCUGAGCUCAAUGAAAUUGGUGGGAAGCAUGGGAGGAGACUUCCUCGUUUGAUGACGGGGAAAUCUAUAACCAGGCUGACGCCGAGGGGGGGUCAUCAGGCUCUGGUCUCCCGACCGGGGUCCGGGCGAUGCUGGAGAAGGGUAUCUGAAUCUUUCUUUGUUUGAUUCAGAGACAAAAUCCGUUCUUGGGAAAUCGUUGUUGGGUCGGUGAUCACAGACGGAUGGGAAUCAUGUGGAAUUUUGUUUACAUGUUGACUAACUAUAGUUAGUUGACCGUGCAUCUGUUUCUAUAUAUAUCAUAUAGCUAUACAUUGGUUUGAUGGGUUAUCUAAAAUAUCUAUCUUUUAUAUAUAGUACAAACCAACACAGGCUUGGUUU
Zea mays is the source of this 1266-nucleotide messenger RNA. RefSeq lists its product as uncharacterized. Bases 685 to 1053 code for a protein of 122 amino acids. Lineage: Eukaryota; Viridiplantae; Streptophyta; Magnoliopsida; Poales; Poaceae. The transcript is spliced from 3 exons. The record is from RefSeq and is marked predicted.